AUGUUCGAGAAAAAGUUUAACAUUGAAGUACAAACUUUACAGCCUUUACGUGAGUUUCUUGCACAACUGAAAGAAGAAGGUAGUCAGCCACAACUUAUAGACUUUCAUUAUGAAUUUAAUGAAAAUGAAGAUGGAACACAUGACUGUCAGUUUGUUGUAUUCUCACCAUUCAAUGAAGUCGCUAAAGAGAAAGAAAAUCCAUUACGUAUAAGAUUUCAAAUCUCUGAACCAAGUGAUGAUUUCAAGAAUGUUUUCAAUUAUGAUGCAAUGCUUCCGAGGAAAAAUGAAUUUUCAAAGAUUGUAACACCCGGCAUUUGGGAUAGAAAGCAAGCUAUUCUUUUCUCUAAUAUAGCCAAAGGCGUUGAAAAUGAGUUCAUUGGUCAUACAAGAACUUCACCACUUCCUAACCCUAAAUACUAUAAAUUAACUGGCUUCAAUCGUGAGUUUUGGAUAGACAUGUUCUCCACUCAUGACGAUAACUGCCCAGUGUUCUUACCUCCAGACCAUAAGGACUGUCUCUACAUUGAAGCACAACUCUUAAACUCUACCAUCGCAGUAUUGUAA
Trichomonas vaginalis G3 is the source of this 564-nucleotide messenger RNA. RefSeq lists its product as uncharacterized. The transcript has a single exon. The record is from RefSeq and is a predicted model, not a curated record. NCBI's taxonomy places the organism in Eukaryota, Parabasalia, Trichomonadida, Trichomonadidae. The coding region runs from base 1 to 564 and encodes 187 amino acids.